Molecule: messenger RNA, 2320 nt
Organism: Camponotus floridanus (Florida carpenter ant)
Lineage: Eukaryota; Metazoa; Arthropoda; Insecta; Hymenoptera; Formicidae
Gene: Fbw5
Product: F-box/WD repeat-containing protein 5
Exons: 9
Coding region: 67-2100 (677 amino acids)
Biological process (GO): protein ubiquitination
Cellular component (GO): Cul4-RING E3 ubiquitin ligase complex; SCF ubiquitin ligase complex
Molecular function (GO): protein binding
Source: RefSeq, a predicted model, not a curated record
UAGUGACUAGUGAGAGUCACUGACAGGUAUCAGCUGUUCCAGUAAAUAAACCGCCGCAUUUCGAUAAUGGACGGCGUUGAGGAUACCGCGUGCGACUAUCAGACAGCUGACGAGGAUGUCAGCGAAUCGGAUAACAAUAGCGAGUGCUCGUCACAACGAAGCGAGGGCGAUAUUAAUUGGUAUUAUAUGCCAGACUCGAUUCUUUUGAGUAUCUUCCAGUACCUGUCACCGAAGGAGCUGACGAUCGCUGGUGAGGUGUGCAGAUCGUGGCAUAGGGUAUCGCGUGACGAAUUCCUGUGGAAAUAUUUGUUUUAUCGAACAUACAAGAUAGAUCCGGACGUCGGCAUCGUGCCAGGAAAAACUUCUUGGUUGGGAGAAUUCAAACGUUUGGCAUAUCAUACUCCACUGAUAGAAACUGAAGUUCUUAAGGAACAUUCGCAUCAAGUUUUACAUGUCAGCUUCUCCCAUAAUGGCAAAAUGUUUGCAACCUGUUCGAAAGAUGGAUAUAUUCUUGUAUGGCAAAGUCAAUAUCCUGUUACCAUAAAAUAUUUGCAUGAUAUGAAAACAUUUAGUUGGAAGUACACGCAAUUUUCGCAAUUUAAUUGUACAGAUACUUUACUUCUUGUCUCUGGUGUACAUUUUGGUACACCUCAUAGUACUUCGGGAGAAAUAGCAGUGUUUAAAAUAGCACCUGGUUUUGACCUUCAAUGUAGAGUAGUGAAUAAACCAUAUGACAUAUUUGGUACAUGGUACAGUGAACGUUACCUUUUGAGUGGAAAUCUGCAUUGGUUGGCGCAUUUAGUCAGCACUAGUGUAGUUUGGCUUAAUAAGGCAAACCAGGAAUCAGCUAGUGAACAUGUGCCCAUUAUGACACAACUCUUUAGAUUCUACAAUGGAAAUGCUUCUUCAAUUAGAGCAAUUAUGGUUGCAAAUUGUCUGGCACCUGCACCAACUGAAACUACAGAACAACAAAGUCAGCCAUCCUCCUCAAAUACAAAGGAAGAAAAAGGAAAUCCACCAAGUCACAAAGAUUUGUUAUCACCUUCAAACGAACCUAGUAGCUCGCAACAGCAGGAAGAACCAGAAGUGUUACACCAUGCAUCAUCAAGAUUACAAUAUAGUAAAUUAGAAGGUGGAUUUUCAAAUUGGAGGAAACUUGGUGAUGGUUUUGAAUAUGCUAGUCCUAUACAAUACAACCAGGAAUAUAGGCAGGUUGAAAUGCAAAGGAAGGCGCACGAAAGUGAUAGCGAAAGUGAGAACCCAUUGUGGGAAGAGGAGAGCGAGUCUGGAGAAUCUUCGAUAACCGAAGAGUGUGAUACUGACGAGUUAGCCAAUAAUCCCGAAAAAUUUCUUAUAUUUACAAGUGGCUCAAAGACAUAUACUCCACAUAAAGUUGGUUUUAAGAGAAUUAAAUUAGUUACUUUCCCAAGAAGAUUAGACCCAGGACCGUCGCUACGUGAAAGAAUAGCUCAGCGAGAAAGGGAGCGAGAAAGACCGAGUACCCCAUCGGUGGAAGAUUGGUUAAAUUAUCAAUCUGUAGCUGAUAAAUUCGAUAAGAUUGAUCAUUCAAUUGAUCUUCACGGUCAUAUUAUCGGAAUGGGACUUUCUCCUGAUCAUAGAUAUCUUUAUGUAAAUACAAGGCCAUGGCCAAAGGGCUAUGUUAUUACUAAUCCUUUACAACCACCACCAAUAGCACAAGAAAUUGAUAUACAUGUGAUUGACUUGGUAACAUUGAAACAAGUUGGUACAAUGUUAAGAGCACACAAGGCAUACACACCUAAUAAUGAAUGUUUCUUCAUAUUUUUGGACGUAUGUAAUGAAUAUGUAGCAAGUGGUGCAGAAGAUAAGCAUGGUUAUUUGUGGGAUAGACAUUAUGGAAUUUGUUUAGCAAAAUUUCCUCAUACUGAUGUAGUUAAUUCUGUAGCUUUUAAUCCGCGUGAUCCUGAAAUGUUAGUUACAACUAGUGAUGAUUAUACAGUUAAAAUAUGGCGGAGUCGGGCUAUGGUAAAGGCUUUAGGUUUAGAUGAAAAUUCCUAUCAUAGAGGUAUGGAGGUGCGAAAGAGACGAAGAUUUCAGAGAAGUAGUAAUAAUAUUGACUGACUAAAAACUAUUAAAUUUCCAAUUUGAAACAUUUAUUUUUACAAGAACUUUAGAAAUAUAUUCUGCACUUAAGUUGAUACUAUAUACAAAAUCGUCCAAAAUACUAUUGUAUAAAAGCACAAAUAAUCAAUCUAUUUUCUGAUUGCCUGGGAUUUAUGCACAUAAACACGUGCGUUCAUUUCUUAUAAUAUAAUACAUUACUCACAUGAAUACUUGAAAG